Molecule: messenger RNA, 2879 nt
Organism: Silurus meridionalis
Lineage: Eukaryota; Metazoa; Chordata; Actinopteri; Siluriformes; Siluridae
Gene: sephs3
Product: selenophosphate synthetase 3
Exons: 8
Biological process (GO): L-selenocysteine biosynthetic process
Cellular component (GO): cytoplasm
Molecular function (GO): ATP binding; selenide, water dikinase activity
Source: RefSeq, a predicted model, not a curated record
GAUUCUACAUCUUCCAUAUUCACUUCCUUGUAGGAAGCGUUGCUUCCAGGUUCGCGCCGAUUUGGUAUUUUGCCGUUUGAAUGAGAGGCGAAUAACCGCGAGAGCUGGCCAUGUCAGGUUCGCCACCAUCGGCCUAUUCGGCUGGAUACUCGGCCUUUUACCCUCCCGGCUACCAGGCUCCAGAAAGCCAUGGCUUGGAACGCAAUUUUCGCCUCACGGCCUUUUCCGAUAUGAAAGGGUGAGGGUGCAAAGUCCCGCAGGAGACACUGCUCAAACUCCUGCAGGGACUGGAAACCGAGGCUCAGCCGGGACAGGACGGGACCGGGACUGGGACCGAAGCUGGGGACGAGACUUCAGAGUUCGGCCAGCUGGCUCCGGUCCCGCAGGGUCCCCGGCUAGGCAUUGGGAUGGAUUCUUGUGUCAUUCCUUUGAGACAUGGAGGUUUGUCCCUGAUCCAAACAACAGAUUUCUUCUAUCCAUUAGUUGAAGAUCCCUAUAUGAUGGGUCGUAUAGCAUGUGCAAAUGUGUUGAGCGAUCUGUACGCUAUGGGAAUUACUGACUGUGACAACAUGCUGAUGCUGCUGAGUGUCAGUCAGAGGAUGAGCGAGAAGGAGAGAGAGCAGGCGAUGCCCUUAAUGAUGAAAGGUUUCCGUGACGCAGCUGAAGAGGGCGGGACAUCGGUGACAGGUGGACAGACAGUCGUGAACCCUUGGAUCAUUAUAGGGGGCGUAGCCACAGUAGUGUGCCAGCCUACUGAUUUCAUCAUGCCAGAUGGGGCUGUACCAGGCGAUGUUCUCGUUCUGACUAAACCUCUUGGAACCCAAGUAGCCGUCAACGCUCACCAGUGGCUAAACAUACCAGAAAAAUGGAACAAGAUCAAGUUGGUGAUUUCAAAGGAGGAGGUAGAGCAUGCAUAUCAGGAGGCCAUGCUCAACAUGGCUACGCUAAACCGCACUGCUGCUGCUUUAAUGCACAAGUUCAAUGCACAUGCUGCCACUGACAUCACCGGGUUUGGGAUCAUCGGGCAUGCACGAAACCUGGCCAAGCAGCAGCGCAACGAAGUGGCCUUUGUUAUCCACAACCUGCCUAUCCUCGCCAAGAUGGCUGCGGUCAGCAAAGCUGGGGGAAACCUGUUUGGCCUUUUGCACGGCACCUCGUCCGAGACCUCAGGUGGUUUGCUGAUCUGUCUGCCGCGGGAGCAGGCAGCACGCUUCUGCGCUGAGAUGAAGGCGAGUCGGACCAGCUCACUGGGUGACGGACAACAGGCGUGGAUAAUUGGAAUUGUGGAGAAGGGCAGCCGCUGCGCACGCAUCAUCGACAAGCCGCGCAUCAUUGAGGUGCCGUAUCGUGGUCUCGCAGCCGGCAACACGCAGGAGAGCACCAACAUCGUCACCACCCCUACCAACACCACUACCAACACCAGCAGCAGCCCUGCUGAAGCUCAGGCCGGCCUGGCACAGUGACACAGCCUCUAACACAUCCGUGUAUUAGGAACAUUCGUUGUUGUUCUUUGUGCUUUGUACAUUUCACCUCUCUCUGUGUGUUGCAACUCUGGUUAUGUGAGUCCUGAAGGGUGUGUGCUUUGAAAAUGUGUGCUAAUAUGAUUGAGGUGUGUGUGUGUGUGUGUGUGUGUGUGUGUGUGGUGAGAGUGAGUGAAACGGUGUGUGUGUGUGAGUCGGGGUUUGAGAGAGGGGAUUUGUGCAUUCACUUUGCUUUUCAUUUCAUCUCCCUGUUCAGCCGAUGGGUUGAGAGCAACAGACCAAAAAUUUUCUUUUAAUGUGGUGGGAGGUGGAAUGGAUAGCUUGCUCUUUAUUUUUAUUUUAUUUUUUCAUCCACUUUACUCUGUCAAUCCAUUCAUUGUAAAUGUUCUUUUCUUUUUUGGCCCCUGGGUAUAAUUUUGCUGAAAAGGAUGUUCACUUUUGCAUUUAGUUCAACAAUUGGCAUUUUUAUGUGAAAAGUCCAGACCCUUUUCAAUCAAAUGCAAUUUUUAUGACAAUCAACGCCACUUAGAUCCAUUUGAAUACAUUCUUUCAGCAAACCUUGGGGGAAUUGAAAUACAAUCGAAUUAAGCCAAACAAAUUGCUGAAAAUAAUAUUUAGUAUGGGCAUAUUUAACUUAUUUUGUAUUUAAUUCUAUAAUUUGCAUUUGUGUCAUAGGUUUGAAUGCAAUCGACUAAUUAGGGAAGGUUUAUUCACUGAUUUCUUUGGUGCCAUCGGUUUAGCUUUGAUCUGCUUGAUUUUCUCAUGUCGUUGCUUAGUGGUCUAAAAGGACGGGCCGAAUGUUUGUUAGAUGUUUACAUUCGUUUAGGACUCUGGAAUGCGUCUGUUAACAUUAAUUUGUGAAACGUUUUGCAUUUGAUCAUGCGCUGUGUAUCUAUACUGGGGUUAGUACUGGGGAUUUCACAUCCGAGUUACAGUAAUGGUGCAACCCUUUUAGGAUGUAUUUGGGCUGCAGUAGCUUUCAGGACCUGGUUUUGUGAUGCUUAGAGUUAAGGCACGCCUGUUUUUCCUUUCAUGCUGAGGUGUAUGUAACUCCAGUAGUCUCUGCGCUAUAGCAUUCUCAUUGUGAUCAAUGGGAAAUUGGAUGUCUGACUCCUCCCUAUGUAUCGGAGAGAGGAUUGAGCAGCUCUCUUUGGUCUUGUGGGUUAAGUAAGAGUCCCAGAAGCAUCAGCUGAAUGGCUGCAGUGGAUCAGAAGCACGCACUCUUCCUGAUCAUGAUGCGUUUCCCGUUAAACCCCAGCCAAUGGGGAUGGGAGAAGUUGAUGUUAUUUGUAAGGAAGGGUGUGACCUGGUCUACUUACUCUGUUCAGCUGACUCGGGUGUUGUCUUGAUUUACAUGUCAUCUUAAGACAAUAAAACAUAUAAAGGAGUUUGUGAAAA